This is a messenger RNA of Phycomyces blakesleeanus NRRL 1555(-), 888 nucleotides long. RefSeq lists its product as hypothetical. Gene Ontology annotation, cellular component: nucleus. The record is from RefSeq and is a predicted model, not a curated record. The coding region runs from base 1 to 888 and encodes 295 amino acids. Gene Ontology annotation, molecular function: DNA binding. The transcript has 3 exons. NCBI's taxonomy places the organism in Eukaryota, Fungi, Mucoromycota, Mucoromycetes, Mucorales, Phycomycetaceae.
AUGCAUGGUGAUGCUGAUUCUGCCAAAGUUAAUGAUGAAGCUGUUCAGCUGCGAGUUGAAGAGAUCAAGAAGAAGUUAAAGAUAUUUGAGAGACAAGAUAUCUUUAACUUUGAUGAAACUGGUCUCUUUUACAAGCAGCACCCAACAAGAACAAUCUCAGGUCAAGUAGUUUCUGAUCUCAAGACUGACAAGAUGUGUUUAACAGUUGGAUUGCUUGGUAACUCAAAUGGUUUGCUUAAGUUUGAUCCAAUAAUUAUUGAAAAACAUGCUAAACCUCUCUGUUUCAACAAGAAAACUGGAUUUGAACUUGGGUUUCAAUAUUUCAAUAACAAAAGCAGCUGGAUGACAAAAUUCAUAUUUGCAAAAGCCUUUCACACUAUCAACAUUCAUAUUAGAAAUCUUGGAAGAAAAGUCCUUAUCCUUUUAGACAACGCAACCUGUCAUGAUACAUCAUCUUUUGAUGCUGGUAUUAUCCAAAACUUCAAAGUCAAGUACUGGCAUUUUCAAUACCAGUUUGCAACACUCCAUUACAUUGCCAACAAGUCAAAGACAGAAAGUGACUAUUUCACAUUAACACGAUUGCAAGAAAUGAAUUGUAUCAUGAGGGCUUGGAGGAAGGUUACUUCUGAGAUAAUCACUAAUUGUUUCAAGCACACCGGUUUGUUUCAUGAUAUCAUACAAAAGUUCAUUUCUCCAGUUAUUGAGGAGAACUUUGAUGACCUCAAUUGUCUUUCAGGAAGUGGGAAUAUCACAAUUACUGAUAUUGAGAACCUCAACAGCAUUGAAGAAUCAAUAGAUAUCUUGGAGCGUAACUUGGUUAGCCCCAGAAGAAAUGUGGAGGAAGUAAAGGAAGAGAGAAAAGAUAAUGCAAUUAGUAGUCUAGAGUGA